Molecule: messenger RNA, 315 nt
Organism: Paramuricea clavata
Lineage: Eukaryota; Metazoa; Cnidaria; Anthozoa; Malacalcyonacea; Plexauridae
Source: the annotation of a GenBank genome assembly
AUGGAAGAUAAACCUGAGCAAACUCAAGUAGUAACAAGUGAAAAGAAGAAAGACCCAAAAAGAGUAGCUGCAGGAAAACGAUUAGCCGCAAUCAGUAAAAUAGCAAAGGAGAGGAAAAAGAAACUUGCAGAACCUGAGGAGUCAUCCAGCAAUAACAUGAUCGCAUAUGUCGGAGUGGUCAUCGCAUUGGUAUCCCUUGCUCUAGCAUUUAAUCAGCAUCAGAGGGAAACAAAGAAACCAGAACCUAAGUACAUCCCUGAAACUGUAGAAGUAACCAGGAAAGCUGAUGCGUCCAAGUUAGAUUCACUUGAAUGA